CCUGGAAAUCCACCCAGAACCUUCAGCCGCCAACACCAUGGUCAACUCCUGUUGUGGCUCCGUCUGCUCUGAGCAGGGCUGUGGCCAGGACAGCUGCUGCCGGCCCAGCUGCUGCCAGCCCAGCUGCUGCAGACCCCAGUGCUGCCAGCCCAGCUGCUGCAUCUCCAGCUGCUGCCGCCCCUCCUGUGGUAGUUCCAGCUGCUGUGGCUCCAACUGCUGCCGCCGCUGCUGGUCCUGCUGCCUGCGCCCUGUGUGCGGCCAGGUGUCCUGCCACACCUCUUGCUACCGCCCCACGUGUGUCAUCUCCACCUGCCCCCGCCCCAUGUGUUGCGCCAUCCCUUGCUGCUGAUCUGUGGCUGUCAUCUCCGUCACAUUACGGACACCUGCCCUAGUCAUAUAACACACAUGGUAGCCACCCAGUGACUGAAAAAAGGGGCUCUUUACCUGCCAAACCCUCUCCUAAUGUGGCCUUCAGAGUUGCAUUCAGUUCUCCUGUAAAAAAGCAGAUGGGAACACAUUUGUUAAAAGAUUUUUAAGCCACACCCAAAAUACAUCUAUUUUUAGGCAAGCAAUGUCUGUAUGCUAAUUGUGAUGAUCUCACAGAGCAUUGUUUCCAGGUAUUCUCAAUAAACAGUCA
Chinchilla lanigera (long-tailed chinchilla) is the source of this 637-nucleotide messenger RNA. Its product is annotated as keratin-associated protein 4-7-like. NCBI's taxonomy places the organism in Eukaryota, Metazoa, Chordata, Mammalia, Rodentia, Chinchillidae. The transcript is spliced from 2 exons. The coding region runs from base 38 to 349 and encodes 103 amino acids. The record is from RefSeq and is a predicted model, not a curated record. Gene Ontology annotation, cellular component: keratin filament.